Molecule: messenger RNA, 3287 nt
Organism: Carassius auratus (goldfish)
Lineage: Eukaryota; Metazoa; Chordata; Actinopteri; Cypriniformes; Cyprinidae
Product: neuronal calcium sensor 1-like
Exons: 8
Coding region: 526-1098 (190 amino acids)
Molecular function (GO): calcium sensitive guanylate cyclase activator activity; calcium ion binding
Source: RefSeq, a predicted model, not a curated record
AGAGAGACAGCGAAUGUGUAUGCAUGUCUGAGUCAGUAAGUGAAUCGAUUCCUCUUCCAGUGGAUCGAGCCAGACAGCAGUCAGCACCCAAUUGAAGGGUGUCUCUUCUGGGCUCAAGUGCUGCUCAGAGCCACUGAUUCCACCAGGGAACCGCAGACACUGGCAGGAGGACUGGAGGAGGUGGUGGAAAGGGGAGGAGUGACACCGGUUAACAGAUUAAAGCCCUCUCCUGUUUCUCUCUCUCUUUCAUUCCCUCCGAGUGAGGAGAGACAACUCUAGAUACUGCAUACUGUAAUCAGAUUGCUUCUGUGUAAUUUGUUCCUCUCAAUUACUUGUCCUUUCUUGAGUUUUUACACCGCUGCGGUCUGGGGGAAAUGCAGGGCACGAUUCAAAAGGAGGACUAGUGCAUCUCUUGUGCUGCCGCCUCUGUCCUUCUUUCUCUCUCUUUCUUUAAAUGUAAGUGGAAGGUGAUUGGGGGGGAGUGAAUUAGGGAGCGGGGAUAACCCGUUGCAGCCAGCUGGAGAGAUGGGCAAAUCCAACAGCAAACUAAAGCCUGAGGUAGUGGAAGAGCUGUGCAGAAAGACCUACUUCACAGAGAAAGAGGUUCAGCAGUGGUAUAAGGGUUUUAUCAAAGACUGUCCCAGUGGUCAGUUGGACGCAGCUGGCUUUCAGAAGAUCUACAAGCAAUUCUUCCCCUUCGGUGAUCCCACCAAAUUUGCCACCUUUGUCUUCAAUGUCUUUGAUGAAAACAAGGAUGGACGAAUUGAGUUCUCAGAGUUCAUUCAAGCUUUGUCUGUCACAUCCAGAGGGACGCUGGAUGAAAAACUCAGAUGGGCCUUUAAACUUUAUGAUCUUGAUAAUGAUGGCUACAUAACCCGAGAUGAGAUGCUGAACAUCGUGGAUGCCAUCUACCAGAUGGUGGGGAACACAGUGGACUUACCUGAGGAGGAAAACACACCAGAGAAAAGAGUUGACCGCAUCUUUGAUAUGAUGGAUAAGAAUGCAGAUGGGAUGUUGACUCUGCAGGAGUUUCAGGAGGGCUCCAAGGCAGACCCCUCUAUUGUACAAGCACUCUCCCUUUAUGACGGCCUGGUGUAGGCCCAUCUCAAAGUGGCGUUCAGUAAUCAAAACAGUCCAUUUACAGUAUAUCAUCCUGCCGGCACUGUGAGAGGAAAACUGACCUGCCACCAACCUCUUGGACAUGCCAAGUGCCAACACGAAGGUGCAUUGUAGGUGUUGCUCAUAAGAGGGGAUCAGCUGUCAGUCACUCAUCUCCACUGUCACUGGAAAACUCCAAAAUCCACUCAAGACAACAUGAACCCUUGCAGAACUCAUUUUGGGAUGAGUGAUGUACAGUAAAAGAACCUCAUGAGAGUCUAAUGGGUAUAGUGCCCUUUUUGUAAAGAAGACACUCAAUAUGGACAGUGACUUUGAGGACAUCCACAUCAGUGUUAUUAAAUGUAAAACUCAUAUUCGAAACACCAAUGAAUGAGUUCCUUAUAUUGCUAUGGACUUUGUCAUAGGACCCAGCUGGAUUUUGGUCUAGCCUUCACUGCAUGAUGAACAAAGAUGCAUUUGCAGCAUUCCAUGGGCUUCAGCAAGCACUGGCAUUGAACAACAUGCGUCUAGCUGUAUUUAUUUAUAUAACCUUUCUAUUUAAAUUAGCAAUCUUCAAAAAUAAACAAAAACGUAUAAAUCUCCUUAUAAAUCUCAUGCUUAUUCUUGAGACCUGAGAGUUAACGUCUGACAGCCAUGAUUUAUUAUACUGAGAGUGAGACUGUAUUUACUCACAUGCCCCUGCUUUGCUUGACCCAUAGACAGUCUCACUGUACACCUUUUGUAGAAUGCAAAUUUUCUAAAGUAUUGCAUAUGACUGUCAUGAUGGUGUCGGCGCAUAUAUGUGAUGAAGUCAUCACUGGUAAACAUGUUCUUCUCAGACAGCUAUUGUGUUGCACAUCUGGCUUGUUUGAAAGUAUGAGAUUCAUUUUGUACCAAUAGCAUAUACAGAAUUCAUCAGCACUGCACAUGCCCACAGUGUUUGAAGUGUUGGUGUAUUUAGAUUACUGCUAAUGUUACAGGUGUGGUUUAAAUUGCAAUUAAAUUGUGGUCUUUUUUUUUAAGCCCAACAUUUCAUCUUUCUAAUAUGGCCAUCUGGAAAUGUUCCAAGGUCUGUCUGUUCUCCACUUGCAAAUGCACUGCUGAGUUUUUCUUAAUGUCACAGAAACACUGCAGUAGAUGAAAUAUUAUGGGGUAAUGUUAAUAAAAUGCUAAUGGGGUAUCUUUAAAUAAAAACGUUUUUUAGGCAAAAAUAAAAAUGUCUUAAGGUCUGUUUACGGUGGGUGGGCCAUAGGACUAAAGGAAGUAUUUUCACCUGAAUAUUGCAUGUCUUCUAGAUAAUAAUCACCACCUUUGCUCUAAAAGAACAGAUCAUCUUAUUUGUUUGUAGAAACAGAAACAAUGCUGGUAUGAUCAAACCAAAGAAAAUGCAUUUUCUGUUGGCCACAAAUUAUUAUUUUUUAAGAUUGGAGCUAAUUCUUCUCUCAGACAAAUGUCUGUAUUAUUAUUCAGUCUAGGCUUAUGAGUAUUAGUAUUAGGGAUUCCAGGCUAAAAGGACCAAAAAUGGAGAUGAAAAGGUUCAAGCUGGCAGGCAGGCAGUACCUCACUGCUUGCAUAACACAAUGGAACACUUGGCAUUGUUCAAUAAUCAGUUAAACCAACCAGAUUUAAUUCAUGAAAAAUCAUGAACAAUAAAGGAAGCUGGUACAGACAAUAAAAGGCACCAGAAAAAAAAAAAGCCUUUUCACCUAUGGUCUGACUGCUUCUAUACUGUUUAACUAGCGUAUGUAGUAAAUAUGUAGUGUUACAAAACAAUCAAGAUCCUAUACUUAACACAUGGUCAAAUGUCUCUGGUUACCCAUGAUACUAAAUACAUCCUGUGGAUAUGUCUGUCAGAGAUCCUCCUACCCAUAUGAGAACUACACUGACUGACUAUCCCAGAUAUCUCCACUUUCUUGCUAUCUGGGCUCAGCCACCUCACCUGACAGCCCAUCAGUUUUAAUGGGCUGCUUGGACUCAGAUACCCUCAGCUGUCGGAAUGUAGGGUCACCUCAAUUCUGUCGUGUCAUGCUUCAGUGGACAUGUUGUUAACAGUAGGUAUCAGUAUAGCAGUGUGGACUGUUUUGUGUUUACAUGCAGCAGAGACACUAUUUCUAUUCAACAGAUGCUCAGCCAUUCUGAAUACUCACACUCUUCCCUGAACCUUGUUUUUCUAAAUAUAUUUAUUGCAA